AAACGUCAUCAUCACUCGCAGCAAAUUUAACAGAAAGAACUCGCUUUCCACCAAGUCCAACAGUUGCCAGCGUAUGCUUACGCUGGUCUGAUUUUCCUCGCUGAAAUAGUACGCAAUAGAAAUCGUGUUCUACCUUAUUUUUUUUUUUUUUAAUUGAAAAAUGGGAAACUCGAAUCGAUCGUUUUCGAAAGAAGCUGAUGACAUUGAUUUAUGGUGGGACAACAACUCGAAACAGUCGAAUGAUAAACGAGUCGCACAACUUUCCAAUGGAGAAGUGAAAACAUCUAACGGAACAAUCCCUAAGGAGGUGUCAUACUAUCGCGAAAAACGACUACAAAUCCUUUCCGAGAAAAAGAAAGAAUUCGAGAAGCUACGUCACGAUCUUGCAACGGAGAAAAAGCAGAACGAAAACCUGAGACUCCUGCUCAAAAAGAACGGCAUCAACAUUGGAGAAGAAAUCUUGACAACAAAUAAUCGCAAUCACGUCAACAACAAGAACAACCACAUGGUGGAUACGGUGAAAAUUUCCGAAUUAGCAGCUGAGAACGAACAGCUCAAAACUCGAAUACUCGAACUGGAGUGCAAUGAUGCCAAGGUGAAAAUGAUGACCAACGAGGAAAAUAGAAGACUACAAAUGGAACUUGCCAAAUUGCAAAACGAACUCCAAAGUUUGAACGCAGAGAUUUGCGCUUUCGAGAAAGAAAGGCAAGAAUAUAAUACCCACGUUACAGCCUUAAAAGAUAUCGUAAAGGUUAGCAAAGAACUGUUGGAAAUACGCCAAAAUCAAAUAGUGCAGUUAAAUACGAAAAUUGAACAGCUUCAAAAAGCAUUGUCUGAUAAAGAAAUAGUAGCGUUUUCUGCCGAUCUCCGUGAGGAAUACCAAAGACAACUAAAAAACAUUAGAGAACUAAGAGUUUUGUACGAAGAAAGGCAAGCAGCUGCUGAAAAUGCAAAAGAAAAGUUUAAGAAAGACCUCGAGGAGUGUCAGAAAGAACUCCAAGAAGAAAAAGCAAAAUCUGAAGAAUUAAAUAAUCGCAUUGAAGAAUUAGAAAAGGAUAACUCAGAAAAAUACGACAAAAUAGCUAAUUUGGAAUUAAGCACGAAAAUGAAGAAAGCUGAAUGCAACGAGUUACAAGCACAACUAACUGUGAUAAAUCAGUUAUUCUCUGAAAUAAUUCUUGGAUUCAGAAACGGUCACGAAAUUGACAUGGACAAAUUGAUCGAUGUUUUGGAAGAAAAUCACGACUUAUUAACCGACAUUGUUGUAAACGAAGAAUCUUAUGAAAUUUCGUCAACUUUACCAAAAGUUUUACUUGAUCUAAUACAUCAAGUGAGAGAAAACGAGAGAAUGUCUAAAACACAAGAUGAUCAAAACGAAGCAUGUGGAAUUGAGAAAGUGGAAAAUCCUCCAGAUGAAAAUGCAAUUCACUCCAAUUUAUCGAUGAACAGUGCAGCUGAAAUAGUGCAAAAUCUUCCAAAAGUGUGGAGAGUUCUGGCGGAACUACUGAGCCAUCAACAAAUUCCAAUUCCGGUAAACGAUCUCACAACAAACGAUGAAGAUCCCUGUUAUAAAUCAAUACAAACACCAACCGGACCCAGAUUAGUCCUUAGCGUUAGCGGAACAUUCAUAAGGCUUAAGGACCUUAUAGUCGAAAAGAAAUCUCUAGAGAAGGAAACGUUUCAUCUAAAACAACUCAACACACACCUGGAGAGCAGGCUUCAAGAUCAAGAGAAACGUCUGGAAAUUGUUACUGCUGAACUUUCCAAAACUUGGCAUGUGGUUGGAAAUAUGCAAAAACAACACCAACAUCUCCAUACCCAAGAGAAAAUCCUCAGGUACGAACUGGCCCAGAAAAGGAAACUGCUCACAGAGCUUAAGGAAGAAUUGGAGUACUGUCGCGAAAAAUGGCUGAUGGCACGUGAAAAGAACAACAAAACAGAAAUCGAAUGGAAGGAAUUGCGUGACGAAUUUGCCAACAGGAAACGCAAUUUGAACGACGAUCUGAACAACAGCAUUGAAAGUGGAUACAGCGAUGAACGGGACAUGUCCAGUGACGAUGAUGUUUACGAAAGAGAUGAAACCAACAGUCCAGCAACACCCCAUGAUGAAUCUUCCAAUGUAUCCAACGAACCGUCUUCUGUUAGUGUCAGUAUUAGUCUAAGCCCUUUUGUGGAAACCGCAACUGUUGAGGAUGAAGAGGAUAAAGGAGACGUUACACAAUUGCCAAAAGAAACGUCUAUAUUCAAUGUUGUGGAAGAUGAAAUCAAUAAUAUUGAGUCGUCCGACUCUUCACCAGCAUCUAAUUUAUAUCCAAAAGAAGAAAUUGAUGUGACCGAAGUUGAAAGUGCACAUUCCAUUGAUGGAAAUGUCGAAGAAACGGAAAAGUCUGACAAAGUUUUAAGUGUAAGUGAUAAUAACAAUGACUGUAUGGACACGUCCUGUUUAUGUAAUUCGGGAUACUCAACCUCCCCAUCUCUCGUAAAAGCAAGACAAACUGAAAUUGAAGAAACUUACAAAAGACUCGAAUCUGACAUCCUUAUGACAGUGGCCAAAGCGCAAAAAGGCGAAAGCUUCAACCCAGCCCCAACAACUUCUAAAGUGCCGCUGGAACUUCACAGUUUAAAGUGUGAAUCUUUAAAAUCGUUCCCCUCUUAUUUUACUCAAAUUGAGCUUGCAAAACCUCAACAAAGUGAAUUAUUAGAAGGAGUUGUUGACUGCGACAGACCAAGCACAUCAUCUGCUAGUUCAAAAGAAAAUAGAACCCCUAGUGAAAUUUUGGCAACCAGAGAAGAACGACUGAGGAGGUUGGAAGAAGAAUGUAACCAAUUAACUUUUAAAGUUUUAUCAAACUCUUACAGGGGGUGCCAAAUUUCCAGGAAGUUGAGCGAUUUACACGAAAAACAUGGAUCCAGUGUUACCGAAGAUGAUUCUUCGAGCGACAGCGAAAACAAUGAAUAAAUUUAUUUAAGUUUUACUGAUACAAUUACCUACUAUUUUAAUUGUCUACCUAAACAAAAAUCGAGUUAUUGUUAUUAGUAUUAGUAAGUACAGUAUACAUAUGUGUGAUAUAUUGUAUGAUAAUGAUGUAAUGGCAGCACAUAGGUACUUGUUGUAAUUUGGAUUUUAGGAAAAAUAUCCUACAUUUUUUUAUGUACUAUUAAAUUUUAAUGCAUACAACUAAAUUAUUGUAUAUAUAAUCAUUUAAUAAAGUCAAUUCAAAGUCCAGAA
Messenger RNA from Agrilus planipennis (emerald ash borer), 3229 nucleotides. RefSeq names its product interaptin-like. The transcript has 7 exons. The record is from RefSeq and is a predicted model, not a curated record. Bases 161 to 2959 code for a protein of 932 amino acids. NCBI's taxonomy places the organism in Eukaryota, Metazoa, Arthropoda, Insecta, Coleoptera, Buprestidae.